Messenger RNA from Yamadazyma jaroonii, 573 nucleotides. Lineage: Eukaryota; Fungi; Ascomycota; Pichiomycetes; Serinales; Debaryomycetaceae. The record is from the annotation of a GenBank genome assembly.
AUGAUAAUAGGUUUGAGACGGAUCAAACUUAAGGUGAAGAAGAAAUUCAGAAGGAGGAAGAAUAUCGCCCCCAACACCAACAUCAAAGAAAUCACCAGUUUUAGUGAAAAAAUCACUGAGAUAGAGUUUAAUGAGAUUGAUGAGGAAGAUGAGUUUGAUAAAUAUGAUAGUUAUAUGGAUGAAAAAGUGAUUUUAGGUAAACUACAACAAUACCAAGAGGUAAGGAUUGUAAGAGAUCAAGCAGACAAAGUCAAUACCAAAGAACCAGUGAUAUUACACGUCAAAGAGACUGAUAAUGAACCAAUAUCAAAGCCAUUAAAAAGGCUGGCACCUAAUAUGAAUGUGCUUAAGAACAUUAAGAAUAUAUCAGAUUCAAAUUUACCAUUUAAGAAAAUAAAUAAUAAGAUCAAUGAAGCUAAAAAUAAUAAGGUCAAGGUUACAAAUCUAGAUGAGCUUCAUGGUGAUAUUUGUGAAUAUAGGAUUAAAUUUUAUUACUUGAGAAAGGUGAUUAUUGCAUAUUUAAUUGUGGUUUUGAUUAGUUCAUUAGUAAACUUAUGGGUCAAAGCCCCAUAA